Messenger RNA from Pseudozyma hubeiensis SY62, 870 nucleotides. RefSeq lists its product as hypothetical. Gene Ontology annotation, biological process: mRNA cis splicing, via spliceosome. The coding region runs from base 1 to 870 and encodes 289 amino acids. The record is from RefSeq and is a predicted model, not a curated record. Gene Ontology annotation, molecular function: RNA cap binding. Gene Ontology annotation, cellular component: nuclear cap binding complex. Lineage: Eukaryota; Fungi; Basidiomycota; Ustilaginomycetes; Ustilaginales; Ustilaginaceae. The transcript has a single exon.
AUGUCGUUCUUCGAGCCUCUACCAUCACUAUCAAACAACGGGCAAGCCCUGCCUUCCUUCACAAUGUGGCACAUCCUCGAACCCCUCGACGCCCCCUCCUCCUACCGCGACUCGCGUUCCUCCAGCAGCAAACACGAACAGCAACAAGCCCUCCGCGCCACCUCCACCCUCUACCUCGGCAAUCUCUCCUUCUACACCACCGAAGAGCAGAUCUACGAGGUGUUCGGUCGCGUAUCCUCCGUCUCCACCGGCGGAGGCAUCAAGCGUAUCAUCAUGGGUCUCGAUCGAAACACCAAGACGCCGUGCGGCUUCGCGUUCGUCGAGUUCUACACCCACGCCGAGGCGGUCGACUGCAUGCGGUACGUCAGCGGGAGCAAGGUCGACGAGCGUGUCAUCAGGUGCGAUCUGGAUCCCGGGUAUAAGGAAGGCAGGCAAUACGGGAGGGGAAGGAGCGGUGGUCAGGUGAGAGACGAGUACAGGCAGGAGUACGAUGCAGGGAGAGGUGGAUGGGGUCACAACAGGCUGAGGGAGGAGGAGGAGAGGAAAAAGAUGGAGGAGGAGCAAAAGAGGAGGAGCGAGAGAGAGCAGCUGUACCAGGAGGGUGUGGUGGGCAUGGAUACGGGUGGUGGAGGUAUGGUGCCCAUGGGUGGUGCGUACGAGUACAGCGAGUUGGAGGGUGAUGCGAGAGGUCAUGCUGGGGACAGAUCUGUGGGAGCAGGAGCCGCGAGUGGUUGGGGUGAAGGUACAGUGGAGAGCAGAGGUACGGCAAAAAGGGAAAGGAGCUAUGACGACGAUGAGGACGAACAGCUGUACGGCAAGAGCGAGAAGAAUCCCAGGUUCAGGGACGACGAUGAUGCCGAUGAAGUGUGA